This is a messenger RNA of Rotaria sp. Silwood1, 750 nucleotides long. The record is from the annotation of a GenBank genome assembly. Lineage: Eukaryota; Metazoa; Rotifera; Eurotatoria; Philodinida; Philodinidae.
AUGCCGAAUAACAGACAUCCUGAAUAUUUGAGUCACAUUAAUGCAGCAUUAGUUGAAGGUUCAAUCAAUACAUGUCAUCGUAAGGCGGCUUUUCUCGCUCAAUUAGCACAUGAAUCAGGUCAAUUGGUUUACAUGGAAGAAAUAGCAUCUGGCGAUGCCUAUGAAGGUCGCUUGGAUUUAGGCAAUACACAACCAGGUGAUGGCAGACGAUUCAAAGGUCGAGGUCCUAUUCAACUCACAGGUCGAGCCAACUAUCGAGCAGCAGGAAAAGCUUUAGGACUUGAUUUGGAAGCGAAUCCACAACUUGUAGCAACGCCCGAAGUCGGAUUUCGAACAAGUGUUUGGUUUUGGACUGUACACAAGUUGAAUGCUUUAGCAGAUGCUGGAACAUUAGAUGCUUUCAGACAAAUCACUAGAAAAAUCAAUGGUGGAACCAAUGGACAGGCAGAUCGCGAAAAAUAUUGGGCCAGAGCAAAGACUACAUUGGGUUGUGGAAGUGGAACAGGCGUUGUAACAUGCACAGCUGAAGGCAUGACAGGUCAAUGUAUAGCAACAUCAUCAUGCACUGGAAGAUCAGUCGCUGGCUUAUGUCCAGGCGCAUCCAAUAUUCAAUGCUGUAUUCCAGCUGAUCCUUCAUGCACAGUCAAUGGACGAUCGGGUAUCUGCCGUGAUAGAGCAACAUGUACUGGUACUACCUUCAGUGGUUAUUGUCCAGGUGCAGCCCAUAUUCAAUGUUGUAUUAGCAAUUAA